Bradysia coprophila is the source of this 664-nucleotide messenger RNA. Its product is annotated as general odorant-binding protein 83a-like. The record is from RefSeq and is a predicted model, not a curated record. NCBI's taxonomy places the organism in Eukaryota, Metazoa, Arthropoda, Insecta, Diptera, Sciaridae. Gene Ontology annotation, molecular function: odorant binding.
AACUAAACCGAUUGGACAGAGGCCCGACUGAAAAAUUUGAGAAAUAUCGGCGAAAUAAAACAAUCAAAAUGAAGUUUUUAUUUGCAAUAAGUCUGGCGCUAGUCAGCACUUGUUUCGCUGCUGACCUUCGUCGAGAUGAGAAAUGGCCACCGAAGGCACUGCUCGAAUUUCUAGAACCGAUUCGAUUAUCCUGUAUGGGAAAAACUGGCGUCACAGCUGAGGCAAUCAAGGAAUUUAGUGACGGUGAACUCCAUGACGAUCCGAAACUGAAGUGUUACAUGAAUUGUGUCUUCAAUGAAGCGAAAGUUGUUGAUGAUAAAGGUGACGUUCAUUUCGAGAAAAUCGAUACACACAUUGCACAGCUCGACGACGAAAUUCGUCACAUUGCUGAGAACUUCCUGGCAAAUUGUAGAAGUAUCAAGGGGGACGAUCCAUGUGAAAGAGCUUUCUCGGUGCAUAAAUGCUGGAAGCUACAUGAUCCAAAACAUUAUUUCUUACCCUGAAUUAGCUGUUGAUUUGCUAAAUAAAUGCAGAAAUCUAUUAGACCACUAUAUUUGCGAACAACAGUCGAACGAUUCCAGGUGCAGGUCUUACCAUUUUAUCGUACAAUUUAUUGUAUUAUCAAAAUUUGCUUACUACAAUUAAAUAAAAUCCGUUGAAUCCA